Molecule: messenger RNA, 496 nt
Organism: Phyllopteryx taeniolatus (common seadragon)
Lineage: Eukaryota; Metazoa; Chordata; Actinopteri; Syngnathiformes; Syngnathidae
Gene: nop10
Product: NOP10 ribonucleoprotein homolog (yeast)
Exons: 2
Coding region: 130-324 (64 amino acids)
Biological process (GO): snRNA pseudouridine synthesis; positive regulation of telomerase RNA localization to Cajal body; rRNA pseudouridine synthesis
Cellular component (GO): box H/ACA telomerase RNP complex; box H/ACA snoRNP complex
Molecular function (GO): telomerase RNA binding; box H/ACA snoRNA binding
Source: RefSeq, a predicted model, not a curated record
UGUUACACUGUUUUUAAACCGGAUAUCCGCUCUUUGAUUCUACUGUUCCCAUAACGUGGUAUUGUUCGCACAGUUUUCGGACUAAAAUAACAGUUUUACUGUUGUUUCUGCCCUUUGUUGACCAUCAACAUGUUCUUGCAGUACUACCAGGACGAGAAGGGGGACAGAGUCUACACUUUGAAGAAAGUGGCACCUAACGGGCAGCCCACCAGCUCAGCCCAUCCAGCCCGCUUCUCCCCAGAUGACAAGUUCUCUCGACACCGGGUGACCCUGAAGAAACGCUUCGGACUUCUGCUCACCCAGCAACCUUGGCCUGUUCUGUGAAUACGAUCACACCAAGAUAUGGAGGAGUGGCUCGAAUGCACAAAGGGGAAGGAAACAUUUAGAUCUUAACAUGCCAGGACUUGUCUCACCUUCCAUCCCAAACACAAGUGUGUUGAGUGAUGUUCACAUUGCAUUGUCUUUUUGCAAUUAAAAUUAGUCCUUUUUUUUUUUU